AUGUCGCGGUCGCCCAUCACUUGCCAUGUUUUAGAUGCUUCUGUUGGCAAACCCGCUGCAGGUGUUGGAGUUGCCUUGGAUCUCAUCAGCCUAUCGGAGCAAGCGCAAGACGGAACUUCCCACAGUCUUCCCAGAACCUUAGCUUCGGGCGCAACAAACACAGAUGGACGUUGCUCCGAUCUCCUCGGAGCUGAAACUCGGCUAUCUGCUGGAGUAUACAAAAUGACAUUCUACAGCGGCGAAUACUUUGGAUCAAUUGGAGUAGAAACAUUCUACCCUUUAGUGGAGAUAACAUUUCAAUACUCCAACCCGGACCAGCAUUAUCAUAUUCCGCUGCUCAUCAGUCCAUUCUCCUAUACUACUUAUCGAGGUAGCUAG
Molecule: messenger RNA, 378 nt
Organism: Kwoniella shivajii
Lineage: Eukaryota; Fungi; Basidiomycota; Tremellomycetes; Tremellales; Cryptococcaceae
Product: hydroxyisourate hydrolase
Exons: 4
Coding region: 1-378 (125 amino acids)
Biological process (GO): purine nucleobase metabolic process
Molecular function (GO): hydroxyisourate hydrolase activity
Source: RefSeq, a predicted model, not a curated record